Molecule: messenger RNA, 1211 nt
Organism: Plectropomus leopardus (leopard coralgrouper)
Lineage: Eukaryota; Metazoa; Chordata; Actinopteri; Perciformes; Serranidae
Gene: htr4
Product: 5-hydroxytryptamine receptor 4
Biological process (GO): chemical synaptic transmission; adenylate cyclase-activating adrenergic receptor signaling pathway; regulation of appetite
Cellular component (GO): plasma membrane
Molecular function (GO): G protein-coupled serotonin receptor activity
Source: RefSeq, a predicted model, not a curated record
AUGCCAAAGCGGAUGGCUCUGAUCUGCUUCCUUUCUCUGGUCAUGCUGAUGAGCAUCCUGGGAAACCUGCUGGUCAUGGUGGCCGUCUGCAAGGACCGACAACUCAGGAAAAUCAAGACCAACUACUUCAUCGUGUCUCUGGCGUUUGCCGAUCUGCUGGUGUCGGUGCUGGUGAUGCCGUUCGGUGCCAUCGAGCUGGUCCACCAGCACUGGAUCUACGGCGAGACCUUCUGCUUGGUCCGGACGUCUCUGGACGUCCUGCUGACCACCGCGUCCAUCCUGCACCUGUGCUGCAUCGCCCUGGACCGGUACUACGCUAUCUGCUGCCAGCCUCUGGUCUACCGGAAUAAGAUGACGCCCAUGCGAGUGGCUCUGAUGAUCGGCGGCUGCUGGGUCAUUCCCACCUUCAUCUCUUUCCUGCCCAUCAUGCAGGGCUGGAACAGCAUCGGCAUCGACCACCUGAUCGAGCAGCGGCGUCACAGCGAGGGCAGCAACUCCACAUCCUGUGUCUUCAUGGUCAACAAGCCAUACGCGCUCACCUGCUCCGUGGUGGCCUUCUACAUCCCGCUGGUCCUCAUGGUGCUGGCCUACCAGAGGAUCUACGUCACGGCCCGAGCACACGCCCUGCAGAUCAGCAUGCUGCAGCGGGCGGGAGGAGCCGGAGCCAGCGCACCCGGUACUUCAGGCGCCGGUGUGGACUCUGCUGACCAUCAACGCAACCACCGUAUGCGAACAGAGACUAAAGCGGCAAAGACUCUGUGCAUCAUUAUGGGAUGUUUCUGCCUCUGCUGGGCGCCGUUCUUCGUCACCAACGUGGUAGACCCGUUUAUAGACUACACGGUGCCGGACCAGCUGUGGGCGGCUUGCCUGUGGCUGGGCUACAUCAACUCCAUGCUGAACCCCAUCCUCUACGCCUUCCUCAACAAGUCCUUCCGCCGUGCCUUCCUCAUCAUCCUGUGCUGUGGGAGGAAGAGGUACCGCAGGCCAUCCAUCCUGGGCUCCGGCGCUCCCUGCACAGCCACGCAGAUCAACGGCUCCACACAUGUACUCAAAUAUUCUGUCCUUCAAAACGGGAACCACACGGAGCAGAAGAAGUCUCUGCACACCGUCACAGAGUCCCACGAGUCCUGCUUGUGACCAACGACGACUCCUCAGUCACAUCUCCAAUGACCUCGGCUCUCACAUCGUCGCCACGGAGACGAUGGAAACAC